AUUCGCUUAUUUACCUCUGAGAAGGAGAGAGUGCUAGCAGCGAAGGGGAAAAAGAGAAAGUGUGUGUGCCCAAGAGAGGAGAGGUGUUCGUGUAAAAACUUCACGCCAGGGGAGGCAGUCACCAUCCAGGAUGGCAACCAUCACCUGCAACCGGUUCACAGAAGAAUAUCAGCUCUUUGAAGAGCUGGGGAAAGGUGCAUUUUCAAUAGUCAGGAGGUGUGUGAAGGUGUUGUCAGGACAAGAAUAUGCUGCCAAGAUCAUAAACACCAAGAAACUCUCAGCUCGUGAUCAUCAGAAGCUGGAACGAGAGGCUCGGAUCUGCCGUCUCCUGAAGCAUCCUAACAUAGUGAGACUCCAUGACAGCAUAUCAGAGGAGGCACACCACUAUCUGAUAUUUGACCUGGUGACGGGUGGAGAACUGUUUGAGGACAUCGUUGCUAGAGAAUACUAUAGUGAAGCAGAUGCCAGCCACUGCAUUCAGCAGAUCCUGGAAGCUGUCUUACAUUGCCACCAGAUGGGUGUGGUACACCGGGAUUUAAAGCCAGAGAACCUCCUGCUGGCAUCGAAACUGAAGGGAGCUGCUGUUAAAUUGGCUGACUUUGGCCUUGCCAUUGAAGUGGAAGGGGAGCAGCAGGCUUGGUUUGGUUUUGCAGGUACUCCAGGCUAUCUUUCCCCUGAAGUGCUCCGAAAGGAUCCCUAUGGCAAAGCUGUGGACUUGUGGGCAUGUGGAGUUAUUCUCUAUAUUCUGCUGGUUGGCUAUCCUCCUUUCUGGGAUGAGGAUCAACAUCGACUAUACCAGCAGAUCAAAGCUGGAGCCUAUGAUUUUCCUUCUCCUGAGUGGGAUACUGUCACUCCUGAAGCAAAAGAUCUCAUCAAUAAAAUGUUGACAAUAAACCCAUCCAAACGUAUCACAGCAGCAGAAGCUCUGAAGCACCCAUGGAUAUCACAUCGUUCCACCGUGGCUUCUUGCAUGCACAGGCAGGAGACUGUGGACUGCUUGAAGAAGUUCAAUGCCAGAAGGAAGCUAAAGGGUGCAAUUCUCACUACGAUGCUAGCAACCCGGAAUUUUUCUGGAGGGAAAAGUGGUGGCAACAAGAAGAAUGAUGGCGUGAAGAAAAGAAAGUCCAGUUCCAGCGUUCAGUUAAUGGAAUCUUCAGAGAGUACAAACACCACCAUCGAAGAUGAAGACACCAAAGUACGAAAACAGGAAAUCAUUAAAGUGACGGAACAGCUGAUUGAAGCAAUAAGCAACGGGGACUUUGAGUCCUACACGAAAAUGUGUGACCCUGGGAUGACCGCUUUUGAACCAGAAGCUCUAGGGAACCUGGUGGAAGGGCUGGAUUUCCAUCGAUUCUACUUUGAAAACUUAUGGUCCAGAAACAGCAAGCCAGUGCACACUACUAUCCUGAACCCACAUAUCCACUUAAUGGGAGAUGAAUCUGCUUGCAUUGCUUACAUCCGCAUCACACAGUAUGUUGACACAAGUGGGAUCCCUCGCACUGCACAGUCUGAGGAAACCCGAAUCUGGCACCGUCGGGAUGGCAAAUGGCAAAUCGUUCACUUCCACAGAUCUGGAGCACCUUCUGUUUUACCACAGCAGGAACAUUCAAACACAGAAGCCCCCACCCGCACUCUGGAAUGAUACAGUCCAGCAUCAGAUACUUCACAUUUAUGUCUGAUCAUCUGUUUCUGAUCUGAAGCAUCAGCCACUCAGGCCAGGUUUCCCACUGCCUCACUGGAAAGGGAAGAUCCCUGCUAUCCUUUACUUAGGGAACUUGGCUGCUGCUGACUCUACUCCUUGGUUCUUGCUGGAAUUCCUUUAACACACAGAGCUCCUCACCAAAAUAAACCAAGAAUUUAAUAGA
Rhineura floridana is the source of this 1865-nucleotide messenger RNA. It is a transcript of the gene CAMK2A, whose product is annotated as calcium/calmodulin dependent protein kinase II alpha. Gene Ontology annotation, cellular component: cytoplasm; neuron projection. The coding region runs from base 131 to 1642 and encodes 503 amino acids. The record is from RefSeq and is a predicted model, not a curated record. NCBI's taxonomy places the organism in Eukaryota, Metazoa, Chordata, Lepidosauria, Squamata, Rhineuridae. Gene Ontology annotation, biological process: protein phosphorylation. The transcript is spliced from 20 exons. Gene Ontology annotation, molecular function: calmodulin binding; calcium/calmodulin-dependent protein kinase activity; ATP binding.